CGAAAGCCACCGUCAGGUGGUCACACCGUCACCGUGUCUUUCCCUCACCAACCUGUCGACCCGAGCUCCAUCACGGAGCCUCUCGGCAAGAUUCCUUCACACGGGUCGCGCGCUUCUCUCUUAGGGGGGUCCUUUGAUCCCGCCUUCCGACGAGGUCCAGGGGGUUUCCGCGCACGAGAAGGAUAUUCGAACGUCGCACCCCCGGGUCAUACCUCCAGAAUGUAUCUUCCAAACACCCACUGGACGUGGUCCUUUGCAAUCAUUACACUCGUUCAAACAAUCGUAACACUCGGUCUAGAAUGUUACAUCUUCGCAAAUUUCCAAAUCCAAGAACUCCCUAACGACAGUCCCGCCUCGAAAACUAUCCCCACUUUCCUCGCUCUCUAUGGUUUCGGUUUCCUCUACGAACUCGUGCUGGUAUACGAUGCGCUACGCAUGAAGAACACGAUUCAAGUCAUUGGACUGUGUAUUUGCAAUGUCGGUCUCCUAAUCUACGGCGCUGUCCAAGUCAAGCAAAUUCAAGAUGCGGUCUCCACGUUGGCCUUCAUGAAGAAGAUCAGUCCGGUUGUCUGGGCUCAAUCCGAACCGUUCUUGAUCAUCAUUCCUUGCAUUGUGGCGCUGGGAACAUUUUUGAUGACAUUUGUCGCCUAUAAACUCUACGAUGAGUUCGCAUGGACGAUCUACAAACACAUUAGUGCUGAUUUGCGAAUGAAGCGUCGCUAUCUCACUUACCAGAUUUAUAUCGCAUUAUUGAAAUUUGAUUUCUUCUUCUUCUUGGGUUUCACUGUCCAGUUCCUUGUCUUGGUCUCUUCUGCCAAGAUGGAUACUGAAUUUGCACUCACUGUGGCUGCCAUCCCAGUGACCAUUAUCAUUCUGAUCUGUGGGGCUUGGUUUGUGCGACGAGAGACCACAAUGGGCAUGAUCAUCAUUAUUCUCCUGUUCUUCGCAGCCAUGGGAUACUUCAUUUUCAAGCUGUUCCGAAUGUACGCCCCCGCGACAUUCCCACAAUAUCUUCCCGCUCGACCAUCGAUGACCUUCUUUGCUAUUAUCACUAUCAUCCUGAUUGUGAUCACAAUCAUUAACGCCUGCCUGUGCGCCAACAACUUCAACCGCGGUUUGAAGCCCCACAUCAACAAGAAGAAGAACAAGGAGGCAGAAAAGACAACCGAGCUCACUUCCAACCUCACCCAAAUACCAUCCCGGAUGAUGAUCGACUGA
This is a messenger RNA of Penicillium paradoxum, 1218 nucleotides long. RefSeq lists its product as uncharacterized. The record is from RefSeq and is a predicted model, not a curated record. NCBI's taxonomy places the organism in Eukaryota, Fungi, Ascomycota, Eurotiomycetes, Eurotiales, Aspergillaceae. The transcript is spliced from 4 exons. The annotation marks the transcript as partial. Gene Ontology annotation, cellular component: Golgi apparatus.